AUGACAACAUUUCCUCAGGACUGCAAAAUGAGAGCAGUAUUUUGCUUCAUUUUUGUGAACAUUUGGCAAGUUGUUGCUGGGCAGAUUCACUACUCUAUUCCUGAGGAAACAGGAAAAGGUUAUUUGGUGGGAAACAUCGCAAAAGAUCUGAAGCUGGAAAUAAAGGAGCUCUCACACCGCGGAGUCCGCCUUUUCUCCUCAGGUAGGACUCAGCAUUUUGCUUUAAAUUACAAGAGUGGACAUUUAUACACUACAGAGAGAAUAGAUAGAGAGGAGAUCUGUGGAUGGGUGGAAAAAUGUGUCCUGAAUUUUGAGAUCAUAGUUGGGGAGUCAAUGAAAGUUUAUGGAGUCAGAGUGGAAAUAACAGAUAUUAAUGAUAAUGCUCCAAAAUUCCAUUCAGAGAAAAUGGAGCUCAAAAUCAGCGAGUUAACUCUACCAGGAUCGCAGUUUCCACUCUACGAAGCUCAGGAUCCCGAUUUAGGAAACAAUUCUCUCCAGGGCUACAAGCUCAGUAGCAAUAGCUAUUUUCCCCUCAAUAUGCAAACAACAGUCAAUGGCAGACAAUAUGCUGAGUUACUGCUGGGAAAGCCGCUGGACCGUGAGGAAGAAGCUGAUCACAAUCUGGUACUCACUGCAUAUGACGGGGGAAAUCCUGUCAGGUCUGGGACUGUGCAGAUUCAUGUGAUGGUUCUGGAUGCUAAUGACAACCCACCAGUAUUUAGCCAACAUAUCUAUGAAGUGAACCUUAGAGAAGAUACAUCUAUAGGAACCACAGCGGUUACAUUAAAAGCCACCGACCUGGAUGAAGGGAUAAACAAGGAAUUGAAGUAUUCAUUCAUUAAAAUCACAGCAAAAGCUUCUCAAAUUUUCCACCUAGAUUCUAACACAGGAGAAAUAACUCUUGCCGAAAACUUAGACUAUGAAGACUCUACACGAUAUGAAAUGGAAGCCCAGGUCCAUGAUGGUGGAGAGCUGUUUGACCAGUCAAAAGUUAUAAUAUUUGUAACUGAUGUAAAUGAUAAUGCACCAGAACUUAUGAUAACUUCCAUCAUCAACUCAGUCCCCGAGAAUUCGCCACCAGGGACUGCAAUAGCUCUUUUGAAGGUGCAAGAUCAGGACUCAGCCAAGAAUGCAGAAGUGAUGUGUUCUGUUCCCAGUAACUUCCCUUUCCAACUGAUGAAAUCCUAUGGUAGUUACUACAGUUUGGUCACCAACAGAGCCUUGGACCGGGAACAGGUGAUGGCCUACAACAUCACGGUCACAGCCACAGACCAUGGGACACCCUCACUUUCUACUUCCCUCAUCAUUCCACUCCAAAUUUUAGACAUAAAUGACAACCCUCCCCUCUUCCGCCAGUCAUCCUACGUCUCCUACCUCUUGGAGAAUAACCAAAGAGGUGCUUCUGUCUUUUCACUCAAGGCAGAUGAUCCAGACUGGGGGGAGAACUCCAGAAUAACAUAUUCUAUUAUAAAAAGUCAGAUGGCUGAUUUCCCCCUUUCAUCCUUCCUCUCCAUUAAUUCUGAAACUGGGAUUAUUUAUGCCUUGAGCUCCUUUGAUUAUGAAGAGUUCCGAGAGAUUCACUUCCAGGUCAAGGCCCAAGAUGGAGGCUCCCCACCACUCAGCUCCAGUGUCUCAGUGACUCUCUUCAUCCUUGAUCAGAAUGACAAUGCCCCAGAAAUAUUGUACCCUUCCCCUCCCACUGAUGGGUCCACUGGAGUAGAGCUGGCACCACGCUCCUCUGAGCCAGGCUACCUGGUCACGAAGGUGGUGGCCGUGGAUGCAGACUCUGGCCAGAAUGCCUGGCUCUCCUAUCAGCUGCUGAAGGCCACAGAGCCAGGGCUCUUCACCAUAGGGCUCCACACUGGAGAGAUCCGGACGGCCCGCCCCUUUCUGGACAAGGACGCUCUCAAGCAAAGCCUGGUGGUUUUGGUGAAGGACAAUGGGCAGCCCCCUCUCUCUGCCUCAGUCACGGUCACCGUGGUGCUGGCCGACAGCAUCCCUGAGGUACUGACUGACCUGAGCAGUGUCUCCGCCCCUGCAGACCCCCAGUCGGACCUCACCUUCUACCUGGUGGUUGCUUUGGCUUUCGUCUCCUGCUUGUUUUUCACCUUCCUCCUUGUGUUGCUGGCACUCAGACUUCGCAGGUGGAGAAAUUCCCGGCUGUGUGAUUCUGGGAGCUUGAAUUUCACUGAAGUCCCAGUUUCACAGUUUGUAGGAAUCAGUGGUGCCCAAGCUUUUCUUCACUCGUGCUGUCAUGACUUUUCUCUCACCACGGACUCUCAGAAGAGCAAUUUAGGUUUUCCAAAGGGUAACUCCCCUAGCAGCCCUGUGAAAUAA
This is a messenger RNA of Eublepharis macularius, 2337 nucleotides long. RefSeq names its product protocadherin gamma-A9-like. The transcript has a single exon. The record is from RefSeq and is a predicted model, not a curated record. NCBI's taxonomy places the organism in Eukaryota, Metazoa, Chordata, Lepidosauria, Squamata, Eublepharidae. Bases 1 to 2337 code for a protein of 778 amino acids. Gene Ontology annotation, biological process: homophilic cell-cell adhesion. Gene Ontology annotation, cellular component: plasma membrane. Gene Ontology annotation, molecular function: calcium ion binding.